AUGAUGCCGCGCUCUCCUCCCAAACCUCUUGGAGCCGCUUCAUAUUUCGACGAUAUUGAAGAGUUGCCUGCGGCGUUCGUGCGGGACUACAGGCAACACCAAGCAGUGACGUAUCAUGCCUUCACGGCGGAAGAGGUGACAAUGGUGCGGCAAGGCCUUUUGUCGUGGUAUGAUGAAACCCGCCGCAGGCUGCCCUGGCGGGGUGAUCCUCCCCCCUGGACAAGAACAUCAACGCCAGCAGCAUCUGCAGCACCAGGUGCCGCGACAGGCCGCAAGGGCAAGACAUCUAAAUCCGCCAAGGAGGAGAACCCUGCACAGCCCCGCCUCACAGCCUUUUUUGGCAGCAAGCCAAAACAACAACAGCAGGGACAGCAUCCAACGGAGGUUGCAAGAAAGAGGAGGAGCACGGGAAUUGCAUCGGAAUCCGAGCUUGGCCUAAAGCAGCAGCGGCAGCAAGAGGGAAACGACGUUCUGUCGCUAGCAGUAGAAGAGGAGCAACCAAGCCUGCUGAAGAGAAUACCGAUGAGUGCGUACGGGACUUGGGUGUCCGAAGUGAUGUUGCAGCAGACGAGGGUGGAGACGGUGAUCGACUACUACGUCAAGUGGAUGACGCUAUUCCCGACACCGAACGAUCUUGCAGCGGCCAGCCUAGAACAGGUAAAUAAGGCAUGGGCAGGGCUGGGCUAUUAUCGUCGAGCCAAGAUGCUCCACGAGGGCGCGAAGAAGGUGGUGUCGGACCACAGCGGCUGUCUCCCGGGCACGGCCAAAGAACUUAAAGAUCUACCUGGGAUCGGGCCGUACACAGCAGGAGCCGUGGCCUCCAUCGCCUUCGGGGAGUGCGAACCGCUGGUGGACGGAAACGUGAUCCGGGUACUGGCGAGGCUCCGGGCAAUUGCCUCUGACCCCAAAAAUGCAGGCCUCAACAAGCUUUGCUGGGAUCUUGCCGGCAGCAUCGUCGACCCUGGAAGACCGGGCGAUUUCAAUCAGGCUUUGAUGGAGCUAGGCGCAACCGUCUGCACGGUCAAGAAUCCCUCCUGCUCUGCCUGCCCCGUAAGAACGUCAUGCUUCGCCAAGAAGCUUACCUCCGCAGGAUCCAAAGGACCCAAACACGCGGUUGGGGAGGAUGGGAUGGCGGUGGUACCAACGGCCGUGACAGACUUUCCGCGGAAGGCUGCCAAGACGCUGGUGAAAGAUCAAGCGCUCUCGGUGUCUGUAGUUGAACGCGACGGACCGGCGGGCCCGCAGGUCCUACUCGUUAAACGUCCGGAAACGGGGUUGCUUGCCGGUCAGUGGGAAUGCCCCUGUGUUAUGCUUAGGGAUGGGUCGGAGCCGAGGAGCUCUGACGCCGGAAAUCGGGCAAGAGGGACUGUUGUUCCUUCGUCCGAUGUGCCGGAGAAGGAAAGGUUGCGAUUGGUGGACGCCUUCCUGUUUUGUGAUCUGGGCCUCUCUGAGACCCUCGUUCGAAGUAGAGCGAGCGUAGGCACCGCAACGCACGUGUUCUCUCACUUAAGGCACACCAUGCAGGUGGAACGCAUAGAGAUCGCGAGUGACCCUGGCAUGGAUGAUAAAUUUGGCACAACCAGCUCCCGGGAGAAUCGCUGGGUGGAUGUUUCCGACAUGGGCGGGGUGGGCAUCACCACCGGCAUGAAGAAGGUGCUAGCUCUUGCUAGCAAAGCACGUGCCAGCAGCAGCAGAAGCACCAGCGGUGCCAAGAAGGGGACGAAAAGGGACGCGAAGAGAAAACUCGACGAGGAACCCAACCAGAGAACCACGAAGCAAACCAAGGGGGCUACAAAAUGAUCCACGCAAGCUGUUGGUUCAUGUCCCCGCCCCCGUCCUCUCCCUCCUGUUGCCGAGGUGCGCUAGUAUUCCUAAUAUUUAGCACCAUGGAAUCACGAGAGGCAAUUGUGGGAGCAUAACCCAAAGUAUACGGCAUUCGUGAGUUGGCGAUGGAAGCGGCGAGGAAGGGGUGCUUUCGGCCGUUAUAUUUUGGCCUAGUUGCGGGAAGACGGGGGAAAUGGCUGACGUAUCACACGAGAGCAACGUAUCGCUGGAGCGUAUCCAUUGGUGUCCAUUUAAGUUGUCACCCGGGGUCUAGGUUCCAGCCGCUAGGUUGUCAAUUCGAAUCUUGGCGAGUUGUGUUCCCUGGGUUAGCCCUUGAAAAGGAUUGAAGGAACUGAUGUGCCAUAC
Ectocarpus siliculosus is the source of this 2190-nucleotide messenger RNA. Lineage: Eukaryota; Phaeophyceae; Ectocarpales; Ectocarpaceae. The record is from the annotation of a GenBank genome assembly.